AUGGCUGCCACUUCAGUUCACACCUGUGGGUCCGUCAGGGGCCCCUGCAAGAUUACAACAAAUUGCCGGCCCAACAGUGCCGUCUCUGUCAACUGCCGUCCUGGAAGCGGUCUUCCUCCUCGGCGAUCCAGUGUCUGCCUGCCCACUCCAGGCCGUACAACUCCAUCGAUUCCCAGUAACUGCCGGACUGGCCAUCCCGCUUCCAGUCUGGGUUCCACAUGUGUCCCACCCCCUUGCAUCCCACCGCCUGCUCGCCCUCUGAACUGCUACCCUCUCAGCCACGAUCAAGGGAUCCUCAACUGCAAUGAAAAGGAAACCAUGGAGUUCCUGAACAGCCGUCUGGGCAACUACCUGGAAAGGGUGCGCUGCCUGGAACAAGAGAAUGCUGAGCUGGAAUGUAAGAUCCGAGAAUGGUACGAAUGUGAAAAUGCUUACGUCUGCACUGACUUCAAGCCUUUCUACUGCAGCAUUGAUGAACUCCAGCAGCAGAUUUGCUGCACUAAGGCUGAAAAUGCAAGGUUGUGCCUAGAUAUUGACAAUCUCAAAAUGGCUUCAGAUGACUACUGCACCAAGUAUGAUUAUGAGCUCAGUCUUCGUCAGCGGGAUGAGUCUGACAUCACUGGCCUCCGCAGAGUUCUGGAUGACCUCACUCUAUGCAGGGCUGACCUGGAAGCCCAACUUGAGUCCCUGACGGAGGAGAUGAUGUGCCUGAAGAAAAACCACGAGGAGGAGUCCUCCGCCCUCCGCUCCCAGCUUGGUAAUCGCAUUAAUGUGGAGGUGGAUGCCGCUCCAUCUUGCAACCUCAACAAGGUCCUGGAUGAGAUGCGAUGCCAGUAUGAGGCUGAUCUUCAAAAGAAUCGUCAGGAAGUUGAGGAUUGGUACUGUACACAGAUGGAAGAACUAAACAGGGAGGUGAUCUCCAGUGGAGAACAGCUGCAAUGCUGCCAGUCAGAGAUCAUCGAGACCAGACGUUGUGUUCAGGCCCUGGAAAUUGACAUGCAGGCUCAGCAGAGUAUGAAAGCAGCUCUGGAAGACACGUUGCAAGAAACUGAAUCCCGCUACUGCAACCAACUUUCACAGCUCCAAUGCCUGAUCAGUAAUGUGGAGGCCCAGCUUGCUGAAAUCCGCUGUGACAUUGAGCGCCAAAACUGCGAGUACAAGACCCUCCUUGAUGAAAAGGCCCGCCUGGAUUGCGAGAUCACCACUUACCGCAAUAUGCUGGAAGGGGAAGACUGCAAGCUCCCCAAUCAACCCUGUGACCCUGAGCACACAACUGCUGUCCGUUCAUCUGUCUGUCGGCCAGUUUGCAUGCCAGAAACAGUCUGUGCCCCCACCUGUCCGCCAGAGUGCAAACCAAUUAUGCAGACGAUUGAACCCAAUAUGGCUCUACCCUAUGUCAAUCCCUGUGGGCCAGUCUGUGUCCCGUGUGGUCCUAUGCCCUGUCCCCCCCACCCCUGUGCCCCAUGUGGUCCAGUCUGCUCACAGCCCUGUGGCCCAUGCCCAACUGGCCCACGGAUCACCACAAAGAUUUGCCGCAUGUGA
Messenger RNA from Gekko japonicus, 1542 nucleotides. RefSeq names its product keratin, type I cuticular Ha4-like. Gene Ontology annotation, molecular function: structural molecule activity. The record is from RefSeq and is a predicted model, not a curated record. The transcript has 7 exons. Bases 1 to 1542 code for a protein of 513 amino acids. NCBI's taxonomy places the organism in Eukaryota, Metazoa, Chordata, Lepidosauria, Squamata, Gekkonidae.